Cynara cardunculus var. scolymus (artichoke) is the source of this 1591-nucleotide messenger RNA. RefSeq lists its product as uncharacterized. The record is from RefSeq and is a predicted model, not a curated record. The transcript is spliced from 4 exons. The coding region runs from base 1 to 1293 and encodes 430 amino acids. NCBI's taxonomy places the organism in Eukaryota, Viridiplantae, Streptophyta, Magnoliopsida, Asterales, Asteraceae.
AUGGCCAUGGAUCCUCUUAUAGCAAAACGGAAGGACAUCUCUCGCACCAUAUCCUGCAUUCACGACGAACUCCACAGCUUCCGAUCUUGGCUCCGAUGGAUGUGUGUUGAUCAAUCCAACGCUUUCACUUUUUGCCUCUCGUGGUUCGUUUUCAUCAUCUUCGCCAUUGUUAUACCUUUCCUCUCCCAUUUCUACCUUGCUUGCAGCGAUUGUGAUAAUCGACAUGCCAGGCCUUACGAUACCCUUGUUCAGUUAUCUCUCACCUCCAUUGCCACACUUUCCUUCGUUUGCCUCUCCCAAUUCGUCAGGAUUUAUGGACUUCGUAGGUUUCUGUUCUUCGAUAAGCUUUGUAAUGAAAGCGAAACCGUUCGCAGAGGUUAUACUCAACAGCUCAAUAGCUCGCUUAAAAUGGUCUUCAUAUUUGUGGCACCAUGUUUUGCUGCUGAAGCCGCGUAUAAGAUCUGGUGGUACAGUUCGGGUGCCACCCGCAUUCCAUUUUUGGGUAAUGUUAUUGUGAGUGAUGCAGUAGCCUGCAUCUUGGAACUCUGCUCCUGGCUCUAUAGAACUGUGGUCUUCUUCCUGGUUUGUGUCCUGUUCCGCCUUAUCUGCCAUCUCCAAAUCCUCCGUCUCCAAGAUUUCGCUCAGGUGUUCCAUGUUGACUCUGAUGUCGAAUUUGUAUUGAGGGAACACCUUAGAAUCAGAAGGCAUCUACGCAUCAUAAGUCACCGAUACCGUAUCUUUAUACUUUGGGCUCUCAUCCUUGUGACAGUGAGUCAGUUUGCAUCACUUCUUAACACUACCCGCUCGAAAGCAGAUCUCAGCAUCUUCAAAACCGGUGAACUUGCACUUGUUUCUGUAAGCCUACUAGCUGGGCUCAUGAUACUAUUGAGGAGUGCCACCAGGAUCACCCAUAAGGCGCAAGGCGUCACGUGCCUGGCGACUAAGUGGCAUGUGUGUGCAACCAUCGAGUCAUUUGAUCCACCGGAUGUAGACACGGAAACCCCACCUGUGGGUGUUGCAGGAAACCAAGUGUUCAGUGGUGAUGGAUCAUCAUCGGACAAUGAGGAUGUUGGUAGUGAAGACGAUCUGGAUAACACUAAACUGAUACCCGCGUACGCUUAUAGUACCAUCUCAUUCCAGAAAAGGCAAGCCUUGGUAACGUAUUUUGAGAACAAUAGCGCGGGGAUAACGGUGUACGGGUUUAUGCUGGAUAGGACUUCGUUGCACACUAUAGUGAUGAUAGAGAUGUCAUUGGUGUUGUGGUUGCUCGGAAAGACCGUCGGUAUCUCUUAACUAAACCAUCGUAAGCUUGUUGUAUCUCUUUUCGUCUCCGUUUCCGUUUCCGGAAACAAUGGAUGGAAACGUCACAUCCCUGUCCCACCAAUGAAAUUAAGAACAUCUGAUUUAUAUAUUUCAGAUUUAUUUAAUUCAAGUCCACGUUCUCUCUAUGAUGACGUGGAUUCAUCUUACUGGUGUACAAGAAUGAGACGACAGAGAAGUUUAUCUUAAAAAAAGAAGGGUAGAAAAAUUAAUGAAGUUGGAUAGAAGGGAAAAGAGCAUGUAUUUAUCCCUUUGCAUUUGUGCUUUCUUA